Molecule: messenger RNA, 269 nt
Organism: Staurois parvus
Lineage: Eukaryota; Metazoa; Chordata; Amphibia; Anura; Ranidae
Source: the annotation of a GenBank genome assembly
ACCAGGGGUGGACUGACCAUUUGGAAACUCGGGCACUGCCCGAGGGCCUGGGGUCAGUAGGGGGCCCCAUGAGAUGCCCCUGGUACCUUUUUCAUAGGCUUUUUUGAGUUUGGGCAAGGACACAGGGGCCCCAUGAUCCCCUAUUGCCCGGGGGCCCCAUGAGUUGUCAGUCCGCCCCUGUUUCCAAAUGGUCAUCAUCACUUGGAGCUUACCUAAGCUUUUCUAUCUUUUCACCCAACAAACAGAGCAGUGGGAGAGCAAAGGAUAGU